Messenger RNA from Entamoeba histolytica HM-1:IMSS, 363 nucleotides. RefSeq names its product peptidyl-prolyl cis-trans isomerase, putative. The coding region runs from base 1 to 363 and encodes 120 amino acids. Gene Ontology annotation, biological process: rRNA processing. Gene Ontology annotation, molecular function: peptidyl-prolyl cis-trans isomerase activity; DNA binding. The transcript has a single exon. The record is from RefSeq and is a predicted model, not a curated record. NCBI's taxonomy places the organism in Eukaryota, Evosea, Mastigamoebida, Endamoebidae.
AUGCCAAAAGGAAAGCAAGCACCCGCCAAAGGAGCAAAAGCCUCAACUAAAACCACAAAAGAUAAUAAAGAAGAGAAACAAAAGGGGUGUACUAAAAUCAAAGUUAGACACAUUUUGUGUGAAAAGCAAUCAAAGAUUCUUGAGGCACUUGCCAAGCUUGAAGAAGGAAAACCAUUUAGUCAAGUUGCUACGGAAUAUAGUGAAGAUAAAGCAAAUCAAGGAGGAAGUCUUGGAUGGGUAAUUCGAGGACAAAUGUGUGGAGCAUUUCAAGAUGUUGCAUUUAAUGCGCCAGUGGGUAAAUACACUCAACCAUUUAAAACGCCAUUUGGAUAUCACAUUGUUUUAGUUGAAGAAAGAAAAUAA